AUGUCCUCUCGCAGCUCUAGCUCUUCUUCGGACAUUCUUGGACCUGCUGGCGACUCCGAAUACCUACUUUCCUCUCCGACGAAACCUCCCGGCGGUCGGCAACACUUCAUGUCUAUGUCUCCGGCCCCCAAUUUCAAGUUCCUGCAGACCCCAGGCUCUGUGAAGGGCAAGCGUCAGCGCACGAGUCUCAGCCCGUCGAAAAGUGCGCAUUCCAUCCGGUUCGACGAUGUCUUGCUACCAGCUACUCCUGCGCUUGCGAAAUUGGCCGGAGGACAGCCCAUGUCCUUGUCUCCGGAAAAAGAUCAGGGUGAGAGUGGCAAUCCGUGGAGAAUUCGAGUGACGCUGGAGGCGACGCAAGAUGAAGAAAAUGAGGGGAAUAACCAAAAAAGCCCUACGCGCAGGGUGUUAUAUCCCUCGACUACUAUGACGACCAAGGUGCCCCUGAAGGAUGAGCGCGACCAACCGGAGCCAACCCCCCGACGACGCAGAGGCCGACCGAGGAAGACGGAGAUUCAAGCACUACCCGAUGCGACACCGACCCAAGCAAGUCCCGGACAUACACCAGGUGCCAAGGGCGCCAAUGGGCAAAGCAGACCACGAGGGCGACCGCGCAAAGGUACGCCUGUGCCGGUUGAGCGGCAUGUGGAAGAGCAACCAACGCCGGCUCUGCCCGAACAAUCUAGCCCUUUGAACCUUGAGCAACCAACUCCGGUGCCCGUGCCUGGACGACAGCGAUCUAGUCAGCUGAAUUUCGGUGAGGAGGAGCAACCGACUCCGGCUUCCGUACCCGAUCAACAGCGAUACGAUCCGUUUAACCUUGAGUCGGAGGACCAGCCAACUCCAGGACCCGAAUUUGAGCAACGAUCUAGCCCGUUGAAUUUUGAGCAACCGACUACGUCGCCCGACUCUAGACGAGAACGACACAGUCCGCUAAACCUGGGAGUGGAAGAGCAACCAAAUCCAGAUUCUGAACUCCACCAAGAACGAUACAGUCCUUUGAAUCUCGGCGCAGAUGGCGAUUCCGAAGACGAUGAGCUACCGGAUGCCCCGUUGCCCGCCUACGACUUCCAGGAAGAAGACGAGACAAUGCGACCUGAUCCAACGGAUUGGAAUCGGAGUUCUCCUCGAGUGACCUUUGCUGAGCCUGCGUACGAGACGCCGGAUGUCGGUGCCAUAGACCGCGAUGACGAUGAUGGGAAGCUACACUCGACACCGUCUAAGAUGCCAUCUUCCAUUCGCCAAGGAUCAAUUCAAGAACCACUUAAUUCUUCCCCAGCAAACACAGUAAAUGCCGGCCGUACACCUCGACCACCACCACGCCUUUAUCCUACGCCUACAUCUUCAUCACUAGUUGAUGAAGAGAAUCAUGAACAAGACAAUCUGGACGAAGAGGUACCAAGUAGCGACCCUCAUGAUACCCAAGGCGAGGCCACGGAUCAUCCAUCGGACGAUUAUGGUGACCCAGCAGACGAGCAUCGUGACCCUACGGACGAACACCGGGAAUACGAUUCGAUCGUAGAGAGCGAAGGGUUCAGCAUGGUGUCGUUGGAUACUUUGCCAUCAGCCAAGCAGCAUGGAAUCAGCACAAACUCGGACCGCAUCAAGGGGCCUCUCAGACCUUUCCUUCAGCGUGAAUCAAUCGGAAGAGAGAAAACAAAGCGCAAAGCAUCCUCUAUGGGCAGUGAUCAUAACGAGAAUGCUCACGCGAAUGCAUCAUCGAACCCAGAACCUAUCAAUGAACCCCCGCGAAAACGCCAAUCUCGUUCUCCGCCAAAACGACAAUCCCGUUCACCUGCUCAUCGACGGAGGCCAGGGCACCCUGCGACACAUGACGAGGCUUUUGAACAACGUGCGCCCCCGUCUCCUCCGGCCGAACCCACUGCGCCGACUCCGGCUGACAACCGGCUCAGACCAAUCUCCCGGCUGGCCAAAAUUGUGCGAGCUGGCAUGGUACUUGAAGGUGCCUUCAGGCAAAACCCGGAGGUAGAGGAACGACCAGAUAGAAAAAUUGCGAUUGAGGAACCCAAAAAGCGUCUGGAGAGCGUGUUCAGUGAUUUUGACUAUGAUACCCAACAACAACUACGAGCUGGUCUAGGCCUUGGCCAGGAAAUCGCCAAGAAGAAAAUACAAGCAGAGAUCGAAAGGGAAAGGGCCGAACAAGAAGAAGCUUCUAGAAAUGCCGCCGCGCAUGAUACCUACGACCAAGACCAAUAUGAAGACGAGAGGCCAGAGGAAGAAGAGGAAGAUACCUCAGAAACCCCGCGCCAACAAGGUCAAAGAUCGGUCCAGGAUACACCAGGGCCAGAAACUGCGAUGAGACGGCGAAUGGCUGAAUGGCAACAAGAGAGAGAGUCCAUCAGUCGCGAGAUUGACAAAGCCAAUUCGAGUCAGGUCAUUGUUAUUAAUAGCGAUGAUGAGGCGUCGCGGAGUCCUGAGCGUAGUAGGGCCUAUCCUGGUUUUGACGUUGGCGGGCCGGACUCGGAUUCUGGGUCAGAUUUCAACCAAGGGCCAGAAUUGGAGCCAGGCUCAGAAGGCAACCUGCCGGAGGAUGAAGCAGGUCACCCAGACGAGGAAUACGAGGCAAACAAGGUAGGAGAGGAACAGGAAGAUGCACAGGUAGAGGAACAAGAAGAAUACGAAGGGGAGGAACUAUACCCGCAGCAGCCGCAUAUGCAACAACCGGAAGAGGAGGAAGAGCAAUAUGCGCGAGAGCAAGAAGACGACGACGGAUACUCAGACAUUUGGCAGCAAGAAGCACAGGAGCAUAGCCAAAUAUCGCAUCAAUCUUCCAUGCAUCAAGGCUCCAUGCGUCAAUCCUCCAUACGUCGCGAUGAAGAUGAUGCUCGCUACAGACAAGAGUCUAGCCCAUUGAAGGAUGAUCGAUCAGCUGCCCCAAGCGAAUACGGCGCAUUUUCCCCGGCUCCUUGGACUCAUCAGCGGGAAAAGGUACCCUACCUGGGAGGCCAAUCGCGAGUGCGACAAUUACGCGAGCAAGAGGUCGACCUGUCGAUGUUGCUUGGUGCAUCCAACACUCCGAAUCAUUCUCGCUAUUAUUACGGGAGAAGCAGCCCGCUGAGCACGGGCAGUGCACGGCCUUCGCAGCGGGCGGCACCCCAGUUUUCCCCGCGAUACGGCGAGAAUGGGGUACAUGGCCAAGAGCAGCCUCUAUCGGAAUUGGGACUCGUGUCUAGUCCUCUGAAGCACUCGGACGACGAUGCGUUCCAGGUUGAUCCUACCACCAGAAUCGAGCAUGAGAGGAUGCAACAUGAUAGGCGGCGGGACCAAGAGGAGGAAGACUUUGAAUAUUCAGAUGCCGCCGUAGCCGAAGAACGGUUUAUUGUCGGAAAUGUGGAAAUGACUCCACAACAUCCGCGACCUGCCAAUCCCGCAAAUCCCGAUGUUCAGGGAUCGACCUGGUUCCAAAGACUGGCCUCAUUGACCCCUGGGUGGCUGAAAGCACCAAUCAGCAGGUCUCCUGCGCGACCAAGUCGCGUGAGUGAAGAAUAUGAGGACUCAGAUGAUGACCCAGUGAGCGACGAUGGCUCCGCGGAGGAUGCGAACGCGCAUCCCCAUGGAGCCGACGGGGCAGACGUGGAUGAACAAGAUGAAAUAGAGCGGACGUUCAGAAGUUCUCGACGAUUCACCGAGUGGAGACAGUAUGAAGAACCGCAGAGCUCCCCCGAGUCACGCGCCGCCCAACAACCCGACCGCGCAUUUUCCGCUCUGGGAGAGGAGAGCCCGGUGCGAUCCCGACCGCUGGCGAUAUCUGGGCAUUUCAGCAACGAACACUAUAUUAUCCUCCGACGUCUGUAUCGGCUGGCCACUCAGUUCCCAGAACGGUUUACUUACUAUCCGGCGCCCGGACGCGACCAGAUUAUCGGCGACUGGAUUUGGACGUCUGACGGACGACAUGGCGUGCCCGUUACCGAAGGGCAGUUUGCGGUGAUUGACCAGUUUGUACAGGAACUGGCCACCGGCGACCUAGAUAGCGGCGGGACGGGCCAGAUCGGCUGGACGGAGGCAGACUUACACCGACGACUGAUCAGUGUGAUUAUUGGCGAGAAGAUCAGAGCCGAAAGAAAAGCAAAAAUAAGCGGAGGCGACAUGUGA
This is a messenger RNA of Aspergillus chevalieri, 4110 nucleotides long. RefSeq names its product putative AT DNA binding protein. The record is from RefSeq and is a predicted model, not a curated record. Gene Ontology annotation, molecular function: DNA binding. The transcript has a single exon. Bases 1 to 4110 code for a protein of 1369 amino acids. NCBI's taxonomy places the organism in Eukaryota, Fungi, Ascomycota, Eurotiomycetes, Eurotiales, Aspergillaceae.